Messenger RNA from Marasmius oreades (fairy-ring Marasmius), 1971 nucleotides. It is a transcript of the gene CEL6C, whose product is annotated as 1,4-beta-D-glucan cellobiohydrolase cel6c. The record is from RefSeq and is a predicted model, not a curated record. The coding region runs from base 723 to 1877 and encodes 384 amino acids. Gene Ontology annotation, molecular function: hydrolase activity, hydrolyzing O-glycosyl compounds. The transcript has 9 exons. NCBI's taxonomy places the organism in Eukaryota, Fungi, Basidiomycota, Agaricomycetes, Agaricales, Marasmiaceae. Gene Ontology annotation, biological process: cellulose catabolic process.
UCUCGUGGGAUUGGUAUUGCAUGUGAAGAGUUCAGGUUCCAUGUGACACGCCACCUCAGGAACGCGGGUCCCGCAACAGCCAACAUUGGAAAUAGAGUAUACACAGAGGUCCCUUUUGAACAAUCUACGAGUGGGAGGAUACAUGGUUUCUCAUUUGAAUCCAGGCCUCGAGUUCGAAUGCGGCGUAUUCGUCGGAAACUGCUCCACUGCUCAAUGCUUUCAGGAAGAUUGCACGUCGUAUUGUUCCAAAGUUAGACCACCCGGGCCAGCACCCUGAGUCUAUCGGAACAACCUCUGCAAAUUCUGUGCCCAAUAUCCACCGAAAGGCCCACCUGCCUCAAAUCAAGCGUUGAAUCCAUGCUCUCAUACCACUUUUGGAUUUUGUCGAGCCGCUAUUCAGUUAUUUGAAUUGCUCGGGCGGGUGCCGAUUCUAACAUCUAAAUGCCCAUUGCUUAAAGCCGAUUUUCAUCCAAUUGCGGAGGUUUUGAUAUAGGUCAUCGAAAAAACGUCGACGACCAUGACGUUCUACUCUGAAUUUCUCCCAAAUACCCGGUAGAUGAAGCUUCGGAUCAUAUACAGUCCAGGCUCGCUAACAAUUGGUGGUAUAUCCCAAUUUCUCCGCGCAUAAAAGGCGGGCUUCAUACAGCUUGGCAUCCCAGGUUCUCUUCCAGGUCCCAGUCCAGCUUGUAGCCUUUCAUCAGCUCGCGUUCACCACAAAAGAAAUGAAGUCAUCAUUCCUCUUGCUCACCGCUUUGGUUGGUGUCGUCGUUGCUACGCCUACGCCUCGCGCUGCUUGUACGAGCCCGGUCAAACUCUCAGGAAACCCGUUCCAAGGACGUACAUUACAUGCCAACAGCCGCUACGCCGGCGAAGUCAAUAAUGCUGUUGCCCAGAUCACUGACUCUACGUUGAAGGCUAAAGCGCAAAAGGUUGCAAGCGUUGGCACUUUCUUGUGGCUAGACACCAUCGCCUCGAUCAGCACGUUCGAAAAAUACCUCACGGAGACUCAAUGCAACGAAAUUUUCGGUGUCGUCAUUUACGAUUUACCCGGACGCGACUGUGCUGCCAAGGCAUCCAACGGUGAACUGGCUGCUGGUGAUGUCAGCACCUACCAGACCAAGUACAUCGAUCCUAUCGUUGCUAUUAUCAAGAAACACCCCGAAGUUGCAAUCGCAGCUAUUAUCGAACCUGAUUCACUUCCCAACCUUGUCACCAACUCCGGCCUUGCGACAUGCCAAGCUUCCGCCUCUGGAUACCGUCAGGGUGUUCAGUACGCUUUGAAGAAUUUGAAUUUGCCCAACGUGGCGAUGUACCUCGACGCCGGUCACGGUGGUUGGCUCGGAUGGGAUGCUAACCUUCAGCCCGGAGCUCAAGAACUGGCAAACGCCUACAAAGGGGCCGGCUCGCCCGCUUCCCUUCGCGGAUUCUCGACGAACGUCGCAGGAUGGAACGCAUGGUCCAAGGUCCCCGGUGAAUUUGAGAACACUUCCGACGGUCAAUACAACAAAGCUCAGGACGAGAACCGAUAUGUGAACCUCUUCGGUGCUGCCCUUGCUAGUGCAGGUAUGCCGAACCACGCUAUUGUGGAUACCGGUAGGAACGCUGUUCAGGGACUCCGUGACGCUUGGGGUGAUUGGUGUAACGUCGACGGUGCCGGCUUUGGUGUUAGGCCAACGACCAACACUGGAAACUCACUUGCUGAUGCAUUCGUAUGGGUUAAACCCGGUGGUGAAUCUGAUGGUACUAGUGACUCUUCCGCUCAACGUUACGAUUCCUUCUGCGGUCUUGCCGAUGCGUUCAAGCCGAGUCCGGAAGCUGGAACUUGGAACGAGGCGUUCUUCGAGAUGCUUCUCAAGAACGCUGUCCCGUCCUUCUAAAGCAGGGUUGCGGAUUUCAAUGUAACACCGAAUGCAUGAUUCACCCAUCAGUGUAAUAGUAUAUCUGAAUGCCUGCAAAUUAAUUCAUGACUCG